This is a messenger RNA of Syzygium oleosum, 2013 nucleotides long. RefSeq lists its product as uncharacterized. The coding region runs from base 1345 to 2013 and encodes 222 amino acids. NCBI's taxonomy places the organism in Eukaryota, Viridiplantae, Streptophyta, Magnoliopsida, Myrtales, Myrtaceae. The transcript has a single exon. The record is from RefSeq and is a predicted model, not a curated record.
AAACAGAAUAUCUCUUGACAUCAAGUCAUCUGGUUUAAUCCAAAUUCGCCUCAAUUCAGCUGUAUAGCUUGGCUUGCUCCACUGAUGACAUAUGUGUCUUAUGCUCUUCUUGCUGAGUCUAGGAAACCUUUGUUUUCUGAGGGUCCCUUCUCGAAGGAUGGAGAUCUCUAAUGGGGUUUGCUUGGAGUUUGUUGGAUUGUUAAAGACUGGGAUAGAAUGGGAUCUUGGAGCUGCUAGAGGGAGGUCUUUGACUAAAAUCAUAUUGAAACUCAUCUGGAAUGGUGCCAUCUACCAUAUUUGGGUUGAUAGGAAUGAAGUUUUACGUAGUCAUGUUGUUCCUCAGUCUACUAGUGUUGUUAAAAUGGCCGUCUUUGGUGUGAGAAUCCGCAUUCAAAGCUAUUGCAGGAAACAAAGCGUCUUUGAAUGAUGCAGAAUCGCAGAUAAAGCUCCGUGUAUAAUAUUUCAGAUUGUUUCGAGAGCUUGGGUGUUUUCUGUUGUUUCUUCUCUGGGCUUUAGGGACAUUACUUUUGUAUUGGGCCCUGAAUGUUUGUUCUGUUGUGUUUGUGGGGGCGAUGGUGGAAAGUUUUCGGCUUGUAAUUAGGCUUAGUCCAUCCAAAACUUUUUUGUUGAGGAAUGAAGAUGCCCGCUUACUAACCAGAAAAAAGAGCUAAAGAAAUUAAUUGCCUGCUUUAAAAAGUUGAAGGAUUCAAUAGCACAAAAUGAAAAAGCGAAACUGUAUCUAAAUACAAGAUUUGCAUUUACGGGAUUUGGUUUUUAUUUUCUUUUUAUGGUUUCCAGUGUCACUUACCACGUGUAAUCUUUCCUGCGGCUAGCUCCUUGAUGUGGUCCGGUCCGAUAACGCCCGCAAAACGUACUUUCCUUGCAGCGCAUGUAAGAAAUUUUGCUCCUCCUGGCUGCUGUUGACUCUGUUUUUCCAUUUCAUAUAAUGCCCGACCUUUGACCUUUUUCGAGUACCCCCAAAGCCUGACGAAUCCCUAAACCCCUGAAAACUUAAACUGGCAACCUUCUUGGAUUCCUGAUGCUAAUCCCUUUCCGUGGUUCAGAUUGCCAGAGCAGCUUCUUUCUUUUUUUUUGGUCAGAAGCUAGAGCAGCUUCGAUCCUUACUUUUCACCUAUCUUUGCUACUUUGGAAUUUCAAAUAUUGUCGGUUCUUUUCUAUGUCUGCUAUUUACGUACUCUGAGGGAUCCUCGGGUGGUUCAGCUUUACUGGGUGAUUGGAAAAGGGUUUUAGUAUGGCCUUUUUUUAUACAUGUAGAUCUUGUCUGACUUCGUUCUUCUCUAGUCUGCUCUAAAUUGUCUUCUCUUUUGUAGCUCAGAAUAAGUAAUGCCUAGAGAGGUUGAUCCAUUUCGGAGGCAUGUGGAGGUUGUGGCGAACAAGUGGAAGUGUAAGUUUUGUGGCAAGGAUUUUGGUGGAAGUGCUACGAGGAUCAGGGCACACCUCGCUGGGGUUCCAGGCUACGGUAUUAAACUAUGCGAGAGAGUUGAUGAUCAUGUAUCACAAGCUUCGAAGGCGAUGAAAGGUAAAAGUGUGGCGGACGCAACCCACAGGGGAGGCGCAUCUAUUGAGGUAACGGGACGAGGAAGUGACGGUAUGGACCAAAUUGUAGUCCUUGGUAGUGACCAUGGUUCGAGUCCCCACGACAUGCAGAACUCGAAUCAAAACGUCCCCCAGCAACCAUCUUGCCAUUGGCAGAAUGGAACUGUUGCUGGUGCGGCUUCGGUAGAUUGUCAGUAUCAAGAGUCCUUUUGUCUCGCUGACAUGCCUGUGGGUGAUCCAGAAAUGCCCCCACAACCCAAUGGGUCAAUUCAACGCUCGGAUGAUGAACAUGGAACCGAAAAAACUUCAUCUCUCCUGCAACGUUCAACCGAUUCGCCGGCUUCAAUUUUUCUUGAUCUAAGUCAACUACCAGAGCUUUUUGAUCAGUCUAUUGAUCUCGAGACGAGGUAUGAACAACAGAAUAGUAGAGGGUCAUCACCAUUGCAAAAGCAUUGA